CGACGGCAGCAUACCUUGCCACCACAACUGCAAGUAUCCCGCCGAGCUUAGACCAGCGUUGUCCCAUGCUAAUUGAAUCCUAGAGGUACUAUGAUGGCCAGGAAGGUGCCUGCGGUUGCGGUACCUCCUCCGGUCUCGACUCCUGGCAGGUCCGUUCAUCCUGUUCUGAAAUCGACCCGCUCCUACUGACCCAACCUCGCAUAUAGCUCGGCAUUACCACCGGUGUUUAUACUGCGGCUGGCUCGCAGGCAUUUUUCGAUACCGAUGGAGCUUCCUGGUGCGGCGCUGGGUGUGGAAAAUGCUACAACCUGACCUCAACCGGUAGCUCUGCCUGUGAUGGUUGCGGCACGGGGGGAGUUUCUGGCGAGAGCAUCAUCGUCAUGGUUACCAACCUUUGCCCUUACAACGGCAACGAGAAAUGGUGCCCGCAGGUGGGCUCGGAGAACGACUAUGGUUACAGCUACCAUUUUGAUAUCAUGGCCGAGAGCGAGGUGUUCGGUGACAACGUGGUGGUGGACUUUGAACCUGUGGCAUGCCCUGGCCAGGCUGCGUCGGACUGGGAAAGCUGUAUCUGCUACGGCCAGACCGAGACCGACACCACCCCAGCUGGUAUGAGCUCCGCGGACAGUUCGAGGUCAUCGUCAACAUCAUCAAGCACGACCACGACUUCGAAAGCCACCUCCACCACCACCACCACCACCACUACGACGAUCUCUGUCGCCACUACCCUAGCCACGGCUAAGGCUACCACUGUCGCGAAAGAAGAAGAAACCGCCACUUCGGCCGCUCCUUCCCUGGCUACCACCAAGGCCACAUCGACCACCACCGGCGAAGGGACAUCAACCGCCAACGCACCCAGUGCCACGCAAUCGCUGUACGGACAGUGCGGAGGGAUUAACUGGACCGGAGCCACGGCCUGUGCAACGGGAUCCACAUGCACCGUGAUGAACCCGUGGUACUACCAGUGCGUGGAAUAGGGUGGCAUUUCUCACAUCGGUUAAAAUAGCAUAGCAUGAUCUCUAGUUGGUGGAAGUAGCAUAUCUUGACUGCGGAUUCCUAAAGCUCACUGGGUCUAGCUAUCUUUUUUUUUUUCUUUCUUUCCCCUGUAUGAAUAGAAGAAUAUACUUUAGAUUUCUUGAACAGCGUACAAAGCAUAUUUCAUUACCUGCUGCUACCCAUGCUGGGAGGGGAGUUCCUCACUAGUAGUGGAGGAUGCAGGAUUCUCCUCGCGGCGGCCAAUGUAUGGACUCAUCUUGAACA
Aspergillus ochraceoroseus IBT 24754 is the source of this 1260-nucleotide messenger RNA. RefSeq lists its product as uncharacterized. The transcript has a single exon. NCBI's taxonomy places the organism in Eukaryota, Fungi, Ascomycota, Eurotiomycetes, Eurotiales, Aspergillaceae. Bases 381 to 977 code for a protein of 198 amino acids. Gene Ontology annotation, cellular component: extracellular region. Gene Ontology annotation, biological process: carbohydrate metabolic process. Gene Ontology annotation, molecular function: cellulose binding. The record is from RefSeq and is a predicted model, not a curated record.